This is a messenger RNA of Penicillium roqueforti, 372 nucleotides long. RefSeq lists its product as uncharacterized. Bases 1 to 372 code for a protein of 123 amino acids. Lineage: Eukaryota; Fungi; Ascomycota; Eurotiomycetes; Eurotiales; Aspergillaceae. The transcript is spliced from 3 exons. The record is from RefSeq and is a predicted model, not a curated record.
AUGCCGGAGUCCCAAUUUGACCCGGCACUUUCUGCCGAUCUUCACAACAAGAUUUUAGAAUAUGCAUGGACAGCGGCCGGAAAUGAUUUGUCUACAUUGUCUUCCACUAGUUGGUGGCAAACUUCCGCUCCCGUUGAAAUUGAUUCCCGUCUGAUUCCGAAUCUGGUUUCGUUCCUACGUCUGGCGAAGUUUACAGGAGCAAACACGUUUUUUUAUUCCUCAACCCUCAAAACAUGGGGUGAUCGUUUUGUUUGGUUAUAUCCGGCUACCGGGGCGGUCGAUGUUGAAGAAGUUAGUAUCAUCUUCGAUCAGAGGUACAGAGCUUACAGCUUUUUUUCCAGACUGGGAAAGUCUGAUUUGCGAUUGCGAUAA